UCUCUCUCUCUCUCUCUUUGGGCUUCAACGGCUUUCUCGUCUGCGCAAAUUUUUAAAACCCUAAAUAAUUUUCCCGGAAAAUUCCAAAUUGUGAAUGGAAGAUUCACCAAUAAACCUCACUUGAAAAACGUAAAUUGAACAAAAAUUGAACAAAAAUUUCAGUGAGGUGAUAAGUCGGAGAGGGACAAUGGCAGAGGUCGAUCUGACGAAGAAAGUGGCGGAUAGGUAUCUGAAGCGCGAGGUUCUUGGUGAAGGUACCUAUGGAGUCGUCUACAAAGCCAUCGAUACGAAGACGGGACAGACUGUUGCUAUUAAAAAAAUUCGUCUUGGGAAGCAAAAGGAAGGGGUGAAUUUUACAGCACUUAGAGAAAUUAAACUGCUUAAAGAGCUGAAGGAUCCGAACAUUAUUGAGUUGAUUGAAGCAUUCCCGCAUAAAGGAAACUUGCAUCUUGUAUUUGAGUUCAUGGAGACGGACCUUGAAGCUGUUAUACGUGACCGGAAUAUAUUCCUAUCACCAGCUGACAUAAAGUCAUAUCUUCAGAUGACUUUAAAAGGACUUGCUGUUUGCCACAAGAAAUGGGUUUUACACAGGGAUAUGAAGCCUAACAACUUGUUGAUAGGAUCUAACGGGCAGCUUAAACUGGCAGAUUUUGGUUUAGCACGUAUAUUUGGGAGCCCAGAUCGCAGGUUCACUCAUCAGGUCUUUGCCCGUUGGUAUAGAGCACCUGAGUUGUUAUUUGGCACCAAGCAAUAUGGACCUGGGGUAGAUGUUUGGGCUGCAGCUUGUAUAUUCGCUGAACUUCUCCUACGCAGACCCUUUUUGCAGGGAUCAAGUGAUAUUGAUCAACUAGGAAAGAUUUUUGCGGCUUUUGGGACUCCAACUCCUUCUCAGUGGCCUGAUAUGGUUUACCUCCCGGAUUAUGUGGAAUACCAAUAUGUUCCAGCACCCCCCUUGCGUUCAUUGUUUCCAGUGGCUAGUGAUGAUGCCCUAGAUUUGUUAGCGAAGAUGUUUACUUAUGACCCCAAAGCUAGAAUAUCCGUACAGCAGGCAUUAGAGCACAGGUACUUUACAUCUGCGCCUCUUCCUACAUAUCCAGAUAAGCUUCCUAGACCUGCUCCAAAGCGGGAGUCUAAGGGUUCAGAUUUUAAUCCAAAUGAUGGUCCUACUGUGUUAUCACCUCCACGAAAAUCACGGAGAGUGAUGCCAGAGCGUGAUGGUUUUGAAGGAAAUUCACACGUUGAUAAGAUUGAUGAUCGUUUCGGUGAAGCCAGACAUGCUGCUGGUGAAAAUACAAGCAGGAAUGAACCGGUGCCGAUGUCAGUUGAUUUUUCUAUCUUUGGAGCAAAACCUCCAAAUAGACCUACAAUUAAUAGUGCUGACAGAACACAUCUAAAGAGGAAACUAGAUCUUGAAUUUCAACAGCCCGAAUAAGAACAUUCUAUGCACAGAAUCAUAUACCGUAUUUGUUUGAAAGAUGUAAGAUUGCGGGUCUCACAUUGAUGAGGUAUGUUGCUAAUGUUCGAAGUAUGUCUUGAUACGCAGUAGUCUUCGUUUCAUUUUAUACAUCUGCUUUCAAGGUUUUCAAUGGCUUUCGUUUGUUGAGAUGACAGUGGGGGAGAUAACAUUCGGUGAUGUCGAAGAUAAUCAUGAUGCAGAUAAUUAUGUUUGGAGGCAUAAAAAUAAUUUGAUGAUAUUCGAAAAUUUGUACCUAGCCCAUGUAAGGCUAAAUUUUGAGAGCUUUUUGUGUUGUGUUGCUUCAUUGUUUUCGGUGUCUAAUUGUUGUGGGUAAUUACUGAUUGGGUGCCAACAUUCAUACUGUUAUCGAAUUUACAUACGUUGUAUUUUUUAAGAUGAAAGGCAAUGUAAUGGAUUCACGUUGUCUUUUUGAUUCA
Molecule: messenger RNA, 1893 nt
Organism: Pyrus x bretschneideri (Chinese white pear)
Lineage: Eukaryota; Viridiplantae; Streptophyta; Magnoliopsida; Rosales; Rosaceae
Product: cyclin-dependent kinase D-3
Exons: 7
Coding region: 188-1432 (414 amino acids)
Biological process (GO): protein phosphorylation; positive regulation of transcription by RNA polymerase II
Cellular component (GO): cytoplasm; transcription factor TFIIK complex; nucleus
Molecular function (GO): ATP binding; RNA polymerase II CTD heptapeptide repeat kinase activity; cyclin-dependent protein serine/threonine kinase activity
Source: RefSeq, a predicted model, not a curated record